Molecule: messenger RNA, 1335 nt
Organism: Alnus glutinosa
Lineage: Eukaryota; Viridiplantae; Streptophyta; Magnoliopsida; Fagales; Betulaceae
Product: transcription initiation factor TFIID subunit 13
Exons: 6
Coding region: 728-1132 (134 amino acids)
Biological process (GO): transcription by RNA polymerase II
Molecular function (GO): protein heterodimerization activity
Source: RefSeq, a predicted model, not a curated record
CGGAUCAUAACAAUUGUUUUGCCCCAUUUCCCUCUCAGACAACUUGAGAAAAAGAGACCACCGUCCCUGACCAAAUCCGCACCGCCACAGCCAGGCCGGACGCUGUCGGCACUGCCCAGGCCGGAAAACGCUGCCACCGCCCAGGCCAGACCACUCCACCGGAUUUUUCAGCAUCGGACUCGCCACCGGAUUUGAAAAAUUAUUCUCAUUCACAAAACCCCAUUUUCCCCAUUCAAGAUUCAAAAGCCACCGAGAGAUCUGAGAAACACCGCCGCUGAACGCUAACGACGAACGGCGCAGCUCCUCCGCCCGGUUUAGAGAGUUAUUGUCUUUCUAUCUCUUCCGCCACUGCCACAGUGUUCAAAGUGUAAGUUUGUUUGAUUUGGAAGUUGAAGGAAAGUUUGUGGAUCAUGUAUGUUGUGUGUGUUGCUGGGGGAUUUCUUAACAUCUUCUGAUUCGUGGAGGAGAGUUCCAUAGGAUCAUACUAAGAUUCUUAUUGGAGUUUCAUGGAGGAUUUUGUGUCUUUUUUCUAUUAGAGGGCAUAAAGGGCCUGGUUUCUGCCAAGUCCGAACUGAAGACAUUCUCUUUUAGUAAUUUCAAAUUUGGCGGUUCCAAUUCCCAAAAGAAUCAUCUGAAAUUGUCUCUACAGAUUCCAGGAAUUGCGACGUUAAGAAAAAGUAUUGUCCACCAGUUUUGCACUUGCAGCUUUUGUUAAGCUUAGUGGAAGAUGAGCAAUAAUGCAGCCGGACCCUCCUCGAAAUCCAAGGCCGGGUCGUCUCAGCCCUCGGAAACUACGUUUAAGCGAAAACGAGGAGUGUUUCAGAAAGAGCUGCAGCAUAUGAUGUAUGGCUUUGGAGAUGAUCCUAAUCCGCUUCCAGAAAGUGUGGCCCUUGUGGAGGACAUUGCUGUGGAGUAUGUCACAGAUUUGGUGCAUAAAGCCCAAGACAUUGGAUCAAAGAGGGGAAAGCUAUCAGUUGAAGAUUUCCUGUAUCUGAUACGCAAGGACUUGCCAAAGCUUAACCGCUGUACAGAGUUACUAUCUAUGAAUGAGGAGCUGAAACAAGCUAGGAAGGUUUUUGAGUCAGAUGAAGAGAAGCUGAGGAAGGUUUUUGAGGCAGAUGAAGAAACCUAGCUUCCAUACAUGAUAUGAUGGUGUUUUAAUCGACUAACAUUUGUGGUUACUUUCUGGACUGAAGCAUAUCUGUUAUUAUGUUUUAUAUUUCUUUUUUCUUUUUUUUCUAGAACUGAUGCAUACCUGUUAUAAUUUGGUGGUUGUGUAAAUAACAAAUUUUUGUUAAGAGAGAUACUUCUAACGCAUUUAGGCUUAAGCAGAUA